AGCAUCAGUGACGAAUUUUGCUGAUAAUGAUUACCGACAACUUAUAUGUCAACAUAAUGGCGGGGUCAGCAUUAAGACGGUUGAUGGCAGAAUAUAAACGUGAGAAAUACAUUCUAAUCAAGAACAUAGCCACAGGAAGUCAAAGCUUUAAUUUAACUAACCUUGAAUCCACCAGAGGGAAUCAUAGCAGGCCCGAUAAAUGAAGAGAAUUUCUUCGAAUGGGAAGCCCUCAUUACGUACGUCUCAUUAAAUUCCUAAUGGCAAGAGAACUUAUACUGGAAACAAAUAUGAAAAAUCAUAUUGUUACGUUACACCAUGGAUAUUCAUCUUGAAUCCUCAUUAGAGGUCCUGAGGGUACCUGCUUUGAAGGUGGUGUCUUCCCAGCAAAGUUGAUCUUCCCACCAGACUACCCACUGAGUCCUCCGAAGAUGCAAUUUACCUGUGAGAUGUUUCAUCCUAACAUCUAUGCUGAUGGUAGAGUAUGCAUCAGCAUUCUACAUGCUCCUGGAGAUGAUCCCAUGGGAUAUGAGAGUAGUGCAGAACGCUGGAGCCCUGUACAGAGCGUCGAGAAAAUUUUACUAAGUGUGGUGAGUAUGUUGGCUGAACCCAAUGACGAGAGCGGUGCCAACGUAGACGCGGCUAAGAUGUGGCGUGAGGACCGCCCAGAAUUUGAGAGGAUUGCUCAAAAACUGGUGAGGAAGACAUUGGGGAUACCGUGCUAGAAUUUAAUUUUACUGAAUAAUCUUCUGGGACAUAUAUGUGGUAUAUUAUUAUUGUUCUUUAAUUCGUCUAUGCCUAAGUCUAUAUUGUAUGUUGGAUAAAAUUAUGAGAUAUCGAUAAGCAUUCCAAGAACUAACCGAUUCUUCAAUCUUGAUCCUGGUCAAUUUAUCUUUGCUUCUAAAGCACCUAUUAGUAAAAUAUUGUUAUUAUAGUUAGUUACUCAUAAUGUUCAAGAGGGAUUUCACAUAAUCCUCAUUUGGAAUAGUCUCAAAAAUUUUAUUUCAUUGUCAACAUUGCAGUACAAACGUUCGUUUCUUUUUUCCUCUUUAAUCAAAUACCAUGUGUAUUUGCUUAGGCUUAUAAAUUACCUUCAUAAAUGAGUGAAUAAAUGGUUAAGGAAAUGCAGAA
Cephus cinctus (wheat stem sawfly) is the source of this 1128-nucleotide messenger RNA. RefSeq names its product ubiquitin-conjugating enzyme E2 G2 (gene Ubc7). The transcript has 3 exons. The coding region runs from base 429 to 722 and encodes 97 amino acids. Lineage: Eukaryota; Metazoa; Arthropoda; Insecta; Hymenoptera; Cephidae. The record is from RefSeq and is a predicted model, not a curated record. Gene Ontology annotation, cellular component: endoplasmic reticulum; cytosol.